UUCCGGUUUUAUCGUGAGUUCCGGCUAGCUUGUUUGCAACUUAGGAGAGUUGACUACGUUAUCUAGCAAUACAGUUAGUUGUAUUAUAAUUUCUCGCUGAGGAGGUAAUAAUGUCAGGGGGAACUCGACUAGAAAACGCCAAUCCUCUGAUAUUUCAGCGAUCGGGGGAAAGACUCCUCACUGCCACUGAUGAAGAUGAGGAUGUAGCGGAUCCCAUCGAUGACAGGGAGAUCUUCGAUCUGAUCAGAUCUAUCAGUGACCCUGAGCAUCCACUGUCCCUCGAAGAGCUGAAUGUCGUGGAACAAAUGCGCGUCAAUGUGAGUCUGAAAUGCGAGCAUCUAUACAAUCUAUCUAUCUGUUUUUCUAUCUAUCGUUUUACUGUUUUUCUCCCUGAGCAGGUGAAGGAUGAGGAGAGCACGGUGUCUGUGGAGUUCACACCGACCAUCCCACACUGCAGUAUGGCCACACUCAUUGGCCUGUCCAUCAAAGUCAAGCUCCUGCGCUCCCUUCCUGACAGAUUUAAGAUUGAUGUUCACAUCACGCCUGGCACACAUGCCUCAGAGGAUGCAGUCAAUAAGCAGCUUGCAGACAAAGAGAGAGUGGCAGCAGCUCUGGAGAACUCUCAGCUGCUGGAGGUGGUCAACCAGUGUCUGUCCACCAGAACCGUGUGAUCCCAAGAAUCCUGCCGCUGUUGUUUGGUCCUUUGACACAUCAGGAUUGAACUCUUACAGGCAAGCCAGAGUUGAGUGAUAAUAACAGCACAGCAUUUUUAUUUUUAACUUCUUUUUUUCUAGUGUUGUAUUCAACAAACAGCACCAGUUCAGAUGGACUUGUUAGUAUGUAAGUGAGAAAUGCAUCAUAAUUGAUUUUAAAAAUGUGUCAGGAAAAGAAACAAUGUUUGGCAGUACGUGGAUACAGAAAGAAAUGUCAUUCUGAAAUUGUCAUAUAUUUGUGAAUAUGUAAAAAAUGACUUUACUUUUAGAAAUUUGUGGAUUUUUCAAAGAAAUUUCUUAUUGGUCAGAAUGUUUUAAUUUGCACUGCUUUGUUUUGUACAUCUUUUUUUGCCAGUAAAAAUACAUAUAUAUUAUGUGAAA
This is a messenger RNA of Labeo rohita (rohu), 1094 nucleotides long. It is a transcript of the gene ciao2b, whose product is annotated as cytosolic iron-sulfur assembly component 2B. The transcript has 4 exons. Gene Ontology annotation, cellular component: cytosolic [4Fe-4S] assembly targeting complex. Lineage: Eukaryota; Metazoa; Chordata; Actinopteri; Cypriniformes; Cyprinidae. The record is from RefSeq and is a predicted model, not a curated record. Gene Ontology annotation, biological process: iron-sulfur cluster assembly. Bases 111 to 671 code for a protein of 186 amino acids.